AUGGAAAAGAUGCCUCCCUAUAUGGUCUGCAUGAAAAGCGUAUUCUCUGAGAAGAAGGCCUUGAGGGGAGAUGAAACUAUAGUGCUGACCAACGAGUGCAGUGCAUUGGUGCAGAAGAAGCUACCCCAGAUGAUGCCAGAACCCGGGAAUUUCCUGAUUCCCUAUACAAUUUGGACAAUUACAUUUGAGAAGGCACUAUGCGACCUUGGAUCAAGCAUAAAUUUGAUGCCGCUCUCUAUGAUGAAGAAGUUGCAGAUCCAAGAGGCGCAGCCCACAAGGAUCUCACUAGAGAUGGCGGACAAGUCCCUAAAGCGGGCAUAUGGAUUGGUAGAGAAUGUCCAAGUAAAGACUGAAGACCUUUACCUCCCUGCUGACUUCAUGAUGCUUGAUACGGAAGAAGAGACAGAUUACUCCAUCAGCGUAGGAAGGCCGUUCCUAGCCACAGGGAGAGCCUUGGUUGACGUGGAGAGAGGAGAGUAA
Arachis stenosperma is the source of this 480-nucleotide messenger RNA. RefSeq lists its product as uncharacterized. Bases 1 to 480 code for a protein of 159 amino acids. The record is from RefSeq and is a predicted model, not a curated record. The transcript has a single exon. NCBI's taxonomy places the organism in Eukaryota, Viridiplantae, Streptophyta, Magnoliopsida, Fabales, Fabaceae.